This is a messenger RNA of Aphanomyces astaci, 567 nucleotides long. RefSeq lists its product as hypothetical. NCBI's taxonomy places the organism in Eukaryota, Oomycota, Saprolegniomycetes, Saprolegniales, Verrucalvaceae. The record is from RefSeq and is a predicted model, not a curated record. The transcript has 5 exons. The coding region runs from base 1 to 567 and encodes 188 amino acids.
AUGGAGUGCGAUUACUCCUUGUACGUCACGGCGCAUUCAUUUCUGCUGCUGUGUUGGAACUUGAUGGCGCGGGCUGUGUCAACGUCGUCAAUAAGAUACGAACACAUCACAUAUGACGCCCUCCAAAUCAGCUUUGGUCUUACGAAGAACGACCAAGAAGGGCGCAUGUCAUACCCCAGACAUUUAUAUGCGAAUCUGUCGCAUCCUGCUAUUUGUCCCAUUUUAAGUUUGGGUGUCUUGUUGUUUACUCGCGGAGUGCAAGUGCCUGAGUCCCCGACGCUUCUGUUUGGCUACAAUGCAAAGGAGCGGUUUUCGGCUUGGCUCGCGAAGACAUGCGCAGCAAAUGCCGACGAUAUUGCUGGCCUCGGACUGUGUCGCAAGUGCACUGUCCUGGUGGCCCACAAGCAGUUAUGGUCUAGCUGCGAGCUGGUUGGAGCCUCGGUGGGGUCCAAGGACGAUACAUAUUUGAAGGAUCUGGAGGUGAUCAAUUUGUUGGCAGAGCUGCAACUGGACUCAAUGUCAACGAUGUCGAGUUUGGAGCGCUUCCACCACAUUUUGGGCCAUUGA